AGGCUGGGGACCGCGGGCGCUCAGCGGCGGGGCUGGUGGGUGGGGCGGCAGCCGGGCACCCGGCCCUCCUCCUCCUCCUCCUCCUUCUCCUCCACGGUCCUCCGGCCUCCGACCCUCCUCCUCCACGGUCCUCCGGACGGGCAGGCAGCGCGGUGCUGGACCUCCCCGUCCGCGUGGGCAGCGGAGAGCUGGCACCCCGCGGGUGGGGCGCAGCUGACUGCUAGCGCGUCUCCGCGCCCCGGGCCCCAGCGCCGGGAUGGUGGCGGGCAUCCGCCUCCUGCUACGCGCCCUGCCGCUCCUGCUGUGCUGCUGCCUGGAUGCCCAGUCCGCCCAGCGCCAGGACCCGGAGCUGAGCCUGGAGGCGGAGGCAUUCCUGGAGAAGUAUGGAUACCUUGAUGAGCAGGCUUCCAAAGCUCCCGCUUCCACUCGGUUCAGCAAUGCCAUCAGAGAGUUCCAGUGGGUGUCCCAACUGCCUAUCAGUGGCGUGUUGGACCAGGCCACACUGCGUCAGAUGACACGUCCCCGCUGUGGGGUGGCAGAUACUGACAGCCAUGCAACUUGGGCAGAGAGAACCGGUGCCCUGUUUGCUAGACAGCAGGCCAAAAUGAGGCGUAAGAAACGCUUUGCAAAGCAAGGUAACAAGUGGUACAAGCAGCACCUCUCCUACCGCCUGGUGAACUGGCCUGAGCACCUGCCUGAGUCAGCUGUUCGAGGGGCCGUGCGUGCUGCCUUCCAGUUGUGGAGCAAUGUUUCAGGACUGGAGUUCUGGGAGGCCCCAGCCACAAGCCCUGCGGACAUCCGCCUCACCUUCUUCCAAGGAGACCACAAUGAUGGACUGGGCAAUGCCUUUGAUGGCCCAGGGGGCGCCCUGGCGCACGCUUUCCUGCCCCGCCGGGGCGAAGCGCAUUUCGACCUAGAGGAGCGUUGGUCCCUGAGCCGACGGCGUGGACGCAACCUGUUCGUGGUGCUGGCGCACGAGAUCGGCCACACCCUCGGCCUCACGCACUCGCCUGCUCCGAGAGCGCUCAUGGCGCCCUACUACAAGAGGCUGGGCCGCGACGCCUUGCUUAGCUGGGACGACGUGCUGGCGGUGCAGAGCCUGUAUGGGAAGCCCCUGGGACGAUCAGUGGCUGCUCAGCUCCCAGGAAAACUAUUCACUGACUUUGAGGCCUGGAACCCCCACAACUCCCAGAGCAGACGCCCUGAAACCAAGGGUCCUAAAUACUGCCACUCUUCCUUUGAUGCCAUCACCAUGGAUGGGCAAUCGAGACUGUACAUCUUCAAAGGGAGCCAGUUCUGGGAGGUGACAGCUGAUGGCAAUGUUUCAGAGCCCCACCCAAUACAGAAAAGGUGGGCAGGGCUGCCCCCCAACAUUGAGGCUGCUGCAGUGUCACUGGAAGAUGGAGAUUUCUACUUCUUCAAAGGUAGUCGAUGUUGGAGGUUCUGGGGCAACAAGCCAGUGUGGGGGUUCUCACAGCUAUGCAGGGCAGGUGGCCUGCCAAGACACCCGGAUGCUGCUCUUUUCUUCCCCCCUCUGCGCCACCUUGUCCUCUUCAAAGGUGCCCGUUACUAUGUGCUGGCGCGAAGUGGGUUGCAAGUGGAACCCUACUACCCCCGAAGUCUUCGGGACUGGGCCGGCGUCCCUGAGGAGGUCAGUGGCGCCCUGCCAAGGCCGGAUGGCUCCAUCAUCUUCUUUAGAGAUGACCACUAUUGGCGCCUGGAUCAAACCAAACUUCGGGUGACCAGCUCGGGCCGCUGGGCCACCGAACUGCCCUGGAUGGGCUGUUGGUAUGCCAACUCAGGGGGUGCUCUGUUCUGAAGUCUCCCUAUCACAGAAUGAAGCGCCGAUGCCCCUGCCUGAGGCAGUGGAGCCUGUCUAGGAAUCCCCUGAACCUCCCUGCAGGAAUACCUGUGGAGUACAAACCCCUGCAGGAAAUGUUUGUAUAUGUUCCCUGGAGAACAUGGCACACAGGCUCUGUGCUGUUCUCACAACAUGGAAGUGAGGGCUAGGAUCACUCCAAGGAGAAGCACGGCCCUUUCUCCCAAGGACCUCUUCUUCCCAAGCCUUGGGGGCUCGCAGUUCUACUGAAGGUGCGUGCCCUCAGGUAGGCCAUAGUGCUGGGAUCUCAGGGAGGAUUCAGAACUCAACAGAGAGGCUGGGGGCUGUUUUGCAAGACUGUCCCAUCUCCGCAGGGCUUUUGGCUCAGUUCUUGGGAAAUCGUGUUUUAUUUCAUCAGAGGCUUCACCUGUCCUCCCCCAGGAAGUUUGGAUGAGGUGAAGGCCUAAGGGUCUCCAAUGCAGGGGCCUUUUGCCCUGUCAGGUUGAAGAGCAGAAGGAAGGCUGAUAUAGGCCUCCUGGACCUGGGGUAGUAAUAAAGAGGCACACCAGCUGGUCAGCCUAGAGGUGGCAGCAGCCUCCCUAGGACAGGUUCUCCACUCUUCACAGUGAAAGCACCCUGGGUGCUAGGGACACAGGGACUAUGUUCAUAUAUGCAACCCAGGGACAGCCAGCUGUGUAUGGUUGUCAUGGGGGAGAAGGGCACCUCUCUUCAAAAAGCAAAAUAUCCUCAUCCCCUUUGCCUCUCAGAUGGAGAGCCCUUGGGCAGUGGGGAGAUGGCAGAGGAUCUCUAGGGAUCUGCCUGAUGCUGGGGAUACAGCCUCCACAGUGCUUUGCAGGUUGGAUAGGCCUGGCUGCUCACAAUGGCCCCAUUCUCCAGGCCACACACACACAGCAGCAGCAGCAUUCCAUAACUCCAGCUGUCUGGCCAAGAAUAGCUGGGAUUCCUGGAGAAGGAACCAGCUCCCCAGCCUCCACCUUCUCCCUCAGCUGGUCUCAGUAUUAAUGUUAGCAUCUGGAUCUCUAGCCCUCCCUACCACCCACCUCAGUCUGCCAGUUCCUCUGCACAUAUAGUGACCAACAUGAGCCAGCUCCAAGGGAGGGGAAGAACGAUCUGGCAGGGGAGCGGCCCUCAGUUCCUCAGAGACAUUGCUGGCCCUUUGCCCUCCUUUCUUCUCUGUACAGUGGACAGAAUGGCCUUUGACUGUCUUUGGAUGCAAGUGCUUUGUGCUGCCCUAUCCUAAGAAGGCCGCCGAGGAGGCCUCGCUGCCCACCCCUUGCUCUCUAGCUUGUACCCAGGGGAGAAGAAGGAGGCUCCCAUCUUUGUGACUCCACCCCACCUCCUGGCACUGACUCUGAUUAGAGACUUUAUUGAGUGGUAAGAGAGAAAGGGGCAGCUUCUUAGCGAGCAAAAGAAACCUCGAGGCUAUUUUCUAUAGGAGUUGCCUCUGCUUGCCUGGUGGGAAAGACCUGAAAGAGAUGCAAGUGAGGCUGUGUCGAGGCAUGGGUCAGGAGUGCGGUAGGUGCUGGGUACUGUGUGGGGCGGAGCUCUGCAAGCACUCUGGGAGUAGUGCGACUCUAGUCUCUGUGGGUUGUGCUCGAACUUCCGCCACAGCUGGAACAGGGCAAUGUCUCACCGGAGGGAAGCUCUAAGGGUGAGAGGCUUUUGGAGCCAGGCAACCAUGCAGGACGCAAAGGCUGGGAGUGGGUACGCUCAGAGCCCCCCGGAGGCCUCCUCCUUACCCAGAUCAGGAUGCUCCAGGACACAGUGCUCCACGUAGGUCGGAUGGCUGUGCAGGCUCUUGCAUUUCUUGCAAAAAAGGAUCUCGCAACGCGCACAGCCUCCGCGGCGCGGUGGCCGCCGCCGCGUCUCCAACACGCACGGCUCCUCCGGGGCGCUCCGCUUCCUGCGGACGGGGGACCCGAGCGCUCAGGGUCCUGGUGACCCUCCUCCCUAGCAGCCCGCACCCGAUCGCGCGCCUCACCUGUCGGCGGGAGUCGCCAGGCCACCCAGCAGCGCAAACGGGCUGAGCCAGCCCCAGAAGCCGCUGUCCGCGCGCCGCAGCAGCGCCACCUGCUGGGUGCUGGACUCCUGGCGCAGCGGACUGUAGGACACCGAGCGCCCCGAGCGCUCCUCGCGGUCUGCUGCCUCCGUCCGGCUCUCGCUCUCUGCCACCGACCUCUCCUCUUCCUCCUCCUCCUCCUCUUCCUCCUUCUCCGACGCCUCCUUCGCUUCCUCCGACCCCUCCUCCUCGGCUCUGGGCUCCUCCACGUCCUUCCUCCACAAGGGGGUCUUCACGCCUGAGGGAGGGGAGGAGGUCAGUGCCCCGCUGCCCCGGCAGCUGCAGGUGCCUAAAGGGAUGCGCAGGACAGCCGCACAGAGUACUGCAGAUCCCCGCCAAAGGGCUGCUGCGGAUUGUCGGUACUCCAGCACUUCUCGUGCUAGGAAUUCCGAGCACGUCACCCCGCUUCCAUCAAGCUGCGUUUCCCUAGUCUCUAUGAAGUGAGGGAAAACAGUACCUACCUCAAGGGUGGUUGUGAGGCUGACUCCAGACAGCGUCUGUGUACAGUGCACAGGAGGGAGGAGGGCUAUCUGAUCUCUGUGUAGACCGUUAAUAAACAUCGAUUGCCAUUUCAA
Molecule: messenger RNA, 4474 nt
Organism: Nannospalax galili (Upper Galilee mountains blind mole rat)
Lineage: Eukaryota; Metazoa; Chordata; Mammalia; Rodentia; Spalacidae
Gene: Mmp28
Product: matrix metallopeptidase 28
Exons: 8
Coding region: 257-1819 (520 amino acids)
Biological process (GO): extracellular matrix organization; proteolysis; collagen catabolic process
Cellular component (GO): extracellular matrix
Molecular function (GO): zinc ion binding; metalloendopeptidase activity
Source: RefSeq, a predicted model, not a curated record